GGUCGAAGGUCCUAAAUUCGACAGGGUCCGAAUUUCGACGGUUUCGUUAUUUUGUUUAUAUCUCGUUCGUUCUCGCGAGAUCGGGCUGGUCUGUGUAAACAUAGUACCGCUUGAGACUUACGAUCAUAUUACCUGCAAAAUCUAUAAAAAUGCAUUUCAAACAGGCUAAUCCUAUAAAAAAAUCAUCUAAAUACAGAUUGUAUUCUCCAACAUCCCUUACUAAUGCAUAUCUUGCUAUAAAAAAUGAAAAAAAAUCUGUUAUGGGAGCGGCGAGACAGUACAGUGUGCCCAUUACAACGCUCAGAGAUCGCGUGUUGGGAAAUGUUGACCCCGAGACAAUUAAGAGUGGGCGGAGUCCUCUAUUAGAAACACUCCAAGAAAAUAAUAUUGUUGAACACUUGAAGUUAAUGGCAGAAUAUGGUUACGGAUACACACGCCAAGAGGUGGUAGACAUAGCGUCAGAUUAUGCGGUUCAAUGCGGUGUUAGAGAUAGGCAGCACCCAUUUUCUCUUAAGUGGUUCCGAGGCUUUGUGAGCAGGUGGCCUGAACUUAAAGUCCUUAAGCCUCGCAGUCUGGAAAUCGUCAGAGCAAGGUGUUCGUCACUUCCUGUUGUUGACAGAUAUUUCAAAGAACUGGAAGAAGUGAUAACAGAGAAUGGUUUUGACAAGAAUCCCUAUCUCAUUUACAAUGUAGAUGAAAAAGGAUUUACCCAGAACCACACUCCUCCUUUUGUGGUUUGUGGAAACAAAGUUGCACCACAAGCAGUCACUGCAGGUAAAUCCAAUACAACCACAGUGAUUGGUUGUGGAAGUGCGAGUGGUACGGCUAUUCCUCCUUUUUUUAUGUUUGCGGGGAAAAGAAUGAUGCCGGAGUUAAUGGAAGGCGCAAUACCAGGCGCAGUAGGCAGAGUCUCUGAUACAGGAUGGUCUAAUUCCAAGCUAUUCCGUGAGUUUCUGGAAGAUCAUUUUUUGAAGCAUGUGCCUAUCAAGGAGGGCCAGAAGGUUCUCCUGUUGAUGGACGGGCACAAGUCUCAUACUUCUGUGGGACUUGUGCAGUGGGCAAGAGACAGGAAUAUAAUAUUAUUUAUACUUCCGGCUCAUACCAGUCACAUUCUACAACCACUGGAUGUUGGAUGUUACGGACCUAUGCAGAAAAUGUACAAUGCGGAAUGUCAUAAGUUUACUAGAGAAUCACACUCUGUAGUAACAAGAUAUAACAUUUGUCAUCUUGUUUGCAAGGUGUACGGCAAGGCUAUGUCUGCAGAAAACUUGAUAGCUGCAUUUAGAAAAACUGGCAUUUACCCAUGUUCUCGAGCUGUAAUUCCACCAGACAGUCUCAAACCUGCAGUGAUAUUUAUCAUGGAAAACGAGACAUCUGACAGUUCAAAGGAUGAGACAACCAGAGAAAAAAGUGGAGAAAAGGAACAAAAAAAUGAUGACAGAGAAUUUUUUGAAGCUAAAGUAAGAGCCUGCAGGGAUGCAAAAAGAGAGGGGGUCACUGAAAAGAAAGAGAGAAAAGCCAUGAGUAAGAUAAUCUCUGGACACUGUAUAACAGACAACAUCAUAAUAGAUCAAAUGAAGCAACAUGAAGAUGAACAAAAUGGAAAGGAAAAACGCAAAAGAAAAGCAUCAGAUGAAGAACUAGGGGCAGCCACAAGUGGAUCAAGUUCAAGAAAACAGAAGAAAACUAGAUUGCCAGUUGUGGAAGACAGUGACACUGAGGAGGAGGAGGAGGUUGUAUUGGAAAAGGACCUUUGUUGUGUGUGUAAAAAGUUUACACCAGAAGAGAACCGAAAAAGUGAUAUUUUAAUAUUCACCAAAUGGGCUCAAUGUGAUGGCAUGAGGAAUGGGAUGCCAUGUAAGCACUGGACACACCUGCAGUACUGUUGCAGUACACGGGUUGUCCGCUUACAUGACAAAUUUCUCUGCCCUCACUGCAUUGAGGAGUAAAACUGAAUGUGAAAUCAAGCAUUAUAUUGACAAUUAUUGCUAUUAAUUUACCUUAUUUAACGAAAAAUAAAUCUAAUUUGUUUUCCACUAAAAAUUUGUUUUGCUUGGCCUUUCUACUGGCUUGAAUAUCGAUCGAUGACGUAACCGUCGAAAUUAGGACCCGGUAAUGGCGGCGUCCAUUGUUUACAUGUCUCUUUUAAACUCAUCGCCAAUAGAAAUAGAUAAGGCUAAUUGGAUAAAUCUUUAAACAGGAAAGAAUACAAUUUGAUUGACGAUUUUACCGCUCAAUUUAUUUUAGUUGAUUAUCGUUUACGUAAAAUAAAAUAUUGCAAUACAUUGAAAGACCGUCGAAAUAUGGGCACACG
Saccostrea cuccullata (small rock oyster) is the source of this 2314-nucleotide messenger RNA. RefSeq lists its product as uncharacterized. Gene Ontology annotation, molecular function: DNA binding. Gene Ontology annotation, cellular component: nucleus. The transcript is spliced from 2 exons. The coding region runs from base 150 to 1949 and encodes 599 amino acids. NCBI's taxonomy places the organism in Eukaryota, Metazoa, Mollusca, Bivalvia, Ostreida, Ostreidae. The record is from RefSeq and is a predicted model, not a curated record.